This is a messenger RNA of Dreissena polymorpha, 1545 nucleotides long. Its product is annotated as neuropeptide Y receptor type 4-like. Gene Ontology annotation, cellular component: membrane. The transcript is spliced from 2 exons. Lineage: Eukaryota; Metazoa; Mollusca; Bivalvia; Myida; Dreissenidae. Gene Ontology annotation, molecular function: G protein-coupled peptide receptor activity. The record is from RefSeq and is a predicted model, not a curated record. The coding region runs from base 1 to 1347 and encodes 448 amino acids. Gene Ontology annotation, biological process: neuropeptide signaling pathway.
AUGGACAGUCCCCGUAACAGGACAUACCUCCAACAGGUUGAGCGCCUUUGGAAGGUCUGGAAUGUCACAGAGCCGCCUCUUGACGUAGCGACGUUAAUUCCGUCGCUUGCAGCUGACCGUACAGCCGGGGGCGACUACACAGGAACCAUCAUCACCACAAUCCUGUGUCUGUUUAGUGUCGUAGGUACGCUCGGCAACGGACUUGUUCUUUAUGUAUUCACGCGCACCACCGGCAAACUGACGUCAACUAUAUUUAUUUUGGCUCUUGCGGGUACAGACUUUGUCACGUGUCUCGCCAUAAUUCCCCUCACAGUCAUAGCAAUCCAUGUACAAUAUGAGCUCAUGUAUGACGGCGUGUGCAAGUUGUACCAGUUUCUGAUCACGUGCACAGUGCCAUUGUCGGCGUUCAUUAUGGUUGCAAUAGCUGUUGACAGGUACAUUUGCAUCUGCCAUCCAUUUUCGCACGUGAUGACGGUCUUGCGGGCGAAAGUUAUAGUAGGUGUUCUUGCGUGCUUUGCCGUCAUUCUAGGAUUAAUAACCGCCCUCGGCCAAGGCGUCUACCAAGUCGUGAAUAGGAAUGAAACACGAGAUCUACCAUAUAACGAGUCAAUCUCAAGCAACAUUGAUUUUGGAUCCAAUGAAAACUACACACAAGUUGUAUAUAAUGGAACAUGCGACGCAAAUGCGGUUAUUGUUUCGCGCAGCUUUACAAAAGUUUACCAAAAAAUAUAUUCUUCGUUUUAUCUGUGUUCUUUGAUAAUUGUGCUGAUACUCUACUGCUUAAUAUAUAGUUCGGUUACCCGACAGAGGGCCAAGCGAAGAGCACAAAAGAAAGAGAGCAGGGUUAAGCAGGUUAACAUGCAGUGUCAAACAGACGAAAGUACGAUGCCUCUAUCACAUACACCAUUGCGCAAAACAAAGAAGGACACGGUGAACAAUUUACACGUAGAGAUGGAAGGACAGACAGUCAGCACAACACUGACAAUAUCAAAUAACCAUGAACAUGGACGUACCGAAAUGUUGGAAACGAAACCAAUUUGUACUACGGUUGUUAGAAGGUCUAACGAUGUGGAGAGACAAAAAGAGAAGAAAGACCAUAACAGACUGGCGAACAUUAAAACUGCGAUCAUGUUGUUUAUUGUGACGAUUGUGUUUAUUAUCGCUUUUCUACCAGCCUGGUUGAUGGCCCACGAAUGGUUGGCAUUCGACACUAUUGUUUUCUAUAUGUACUUUGUGUACAACGUGGCAAACCCAGUCAUCUACGCGUUCAUGAAUCAGAUGUUUCGCGAUAACUUAUGCACGAUUAUCAGUAGCUGUCGCAUGUAUUAUAGGAGUCGUGAAAACUAAUACAUGCAUUUUAAACCUACCGCCAAAUUCGUAAUGAUUUAUAAAUUCCCAGUCUAUACUCACAAACAAUUUCCUCUCAACCAAGAUAGAGUGCCCCGCGCCCUAAACAUGUCUUAAACUCAACUGAUGUAAUAAGAUGUAUUUUUUAAGCGUGUUAUUCAUUGUCGGCCUUACACACUUGCAUUGAAUCUAUUCUUA